Fraxinus pennsylvanica is the source of this 2478-nucleotide messenger RNA. NCBI's taxonomy places the organism in Eukaryota, Viridiplantae, Streptophyta, Magnoliopsida, Lamiales, Oleaceae. The record is from the annotation of a GenBank genome assembly.
AUGAGAAGGACAGAAAGAAGAUUGGAAAUAUUUGGAGAAGUGGGCAAUUCCAACUAUGAACGUUUGCUGAGCUGGCAAAGUGAAUCACGAAUCAGUUCUCCUUGGAGAUUUAAGAAAGUUAAUUGUCAGGCAGUGGUAGAGCGUGAAAAGAUGACCGUUACACCGAAUAUCACUAUCAGCGAUGCGAACCUUGUGGUUCAUGGGAAAACCAUACUCACUGGAGUCCCCGACAACAUUGUGCUGACCCACGGAUCAGGGGUGGGGCUUGUUGCUGGUGCAUUCAUGGGUGCUACAGCUUCAAAUAGCAAAAGCUUGCAUGUCUUCCCUGUUGGUGUCUUGGAGGGUGUCCGCUUCAUGUGUUUAUUUCGUUUCAAGCUUUGGUGGAUGACCCAGAGAAUGGGAACCUGUGGGAAGGACAUCCCAUUUGAGACCCAGUUCAUACUCAUCGAGAGCAAAGACACAACUCAAGGCGAGCGUGAAGAUGCCCCAACCAUCUAUACUGUGUUUCUGCCCCUCCUUGAUGGCCAGUUCCGUGCUGUUUUACAAGGCAAUGAGAAAAAUGAGCUGGAGAUAUGCCUCGACAGUGGAGAUAAUGCUGUUGAAACCAACCAGGGACUUUACCUUGUUUACAUGCAUGCUGGGACAAAUCCUUUUGAAGUCAUCAACCAGGCUGUGAAAGCUAUUGAAAAGCACAUGCAAACUUUUCAUCACCGUGAGAAGAAGAAGUUGCCAUCAUUCCUUGAUUGGUUUGGUUGGUGCACAUGGGAUGCUUUCUACACUGACGUUACUGCUGAGGGUGUUGAAGAAGGCCUUAAGAGCUUAUCUCAAGGAGGUGCACCUCCACGAUUCCUUAUCAUAGAUGAUGGCUGGCAACAGAUUGGUAGUGAGGUCAAGGAAGACCCCAAUUGUGUUGUACAAGAAGGAGCUCAAUUUGCAAACAGGCUAAUAGGGAUAAAAGAAAACAAUAAAUUUCAAAAGAAUGGAAAAAAUAAAGAACAGGAAUCAGGACUCAAACAUGUUGUGGAAGAUGCCAAGCAACAUCAAAAUGUCAAGUAUGUCUAUGUAUGGCAUGCUCUAGCAGGUUACUGGGGUGGAGUGCAACCUGCUGGUCCAGGUAUGGAGCACUAUGACACAGCUCUGGCAUACCCUGUGCAGUCUCCAGGUGUACUCGGCAAUCAACCAGACAUUGUUAUGGACAGUCUUGCUGUUCAUGGCUUGGGUCUCGUACACCCGAAAAAGGUUUUCAAUUUCUACAAUGAGCUUCACGCAUAUCUGGCUUCAUGCGGAGUAGAUGGAGUCAAAGUCGAUGUACAAAACAUCAUCGAAACUCUUGGUGCUGGCCAUGGUGGUAGAGUUUCUCUAACUCGUAGCUACCACCAGGCCCUUGAAGCUUCCAUUGCAAGGAAUUUUCCAGAGAAUGCAUGCAUUGCUUGCAUGUGUCAUAACACUGAUGGGAUAUACAGUGCCAAGCAAACUGCAGUUGUUAGAGCUUCGGAUGAUUAUUACCCUCGUGAUCCUGCUUCUCACACCAUCCACAUUUCAUCCGUGGCUUACAACUCAAUAUUUUUGGGAGAGUUUAUGCAACCUGAUUGGGACAUGUUCCACAGCCUACACCCAACUGCUGAAUAUCAUGCUGCAGCUCGAGCCAUUGGAGGAUGUGCAAUUUAUGUGAGUGACAAGCCGGGUAAUCACAACUUUGAGCUUUUGAAAAAGCUAGUGCUUCCUGAUGGAUCAGUUCUCCGCGCACAAUUGCCUGGUCGACCAACAAUUGACUGUCUAUUUGCUGAUCCAGCAAGAGAUGGAGCAAGCUUACUUAAAAUCUGGAAUACAAACAAAUUUUCUGGAGUGGUUGGCGCCUUCAACUGCCAAGGUGCUGGUUGGUGCAAGGAAGCAAAGAAGACACGUAUUCAUGAUGUCUCUCCUGGAACUCUGACCAGUUCUGUUCAAGCCUCUGAUAUCAACAUCAUAACUGAAAUUGCUGGACCAGAUUGGAAUGGAGAUACCAUAGUCUACGCAUAUAGAUCAGGCGAGAUAGUUCGUUUACCAAAAGGCACAUCACUACCUGUGACGCUUAAAGUUCUUGAAUAUGAACUGUUCCAUAUAUGUCCCAUCAAGUAUAUUACAGCCUACAUUUCCUUUGCACCGAUUGGGUUGCUCGACAUGUUAAACUCAGGUGGUGCUGUGGAGCAAAUCGAAGUCCUGCUGGACUCUGAAAAGAAAGCCGAGCACUUUGAUGGUGAGGUUGCCUCUGAGUACUCUGGUUCUUUAAGCGAAAACCGUUCUCCAACAGCAACAAUUGCUCUCAAGGUCAGAGGAUGUGGGCGUUUUGGGGUAUAUUGUUCGCAGCGUCCACUGAAAUGUAGAGUGAGCAAUACUGAGACUGAGUUCAACUAUGAAGCUACAACUGGUUUGAUGACUUUUGCAAUCCCUGUUCCAGAAGAGGAAAUGUACAAAUGGCUAAUUAAAGUUCAAGUCUAA